GAAAAAAAUACGCAAAGCAGAAGAUAACUUUAUACACACGUCAGAUGGUGCGGACAUAUCUCGGGUUUUGAUUUCGAAUUCGAAGGCAAAAGUGUACGCUCACAGAUCACUAGAGUUCAUUAAAGCUGAAAAACGAGGUGAAUCCUGUAACAAUGUCGGAUGCAGAAGUCAACUCCGUGUGUAGUCGCAGCCGUAUCAUCGUAGGGGUCCUAACUGCUGUAGGUGUGGUUGCGAUAGUCGUAGUGUUGGUCGUUUACUUUGCAACCAGCAACAACACACACGAUAGCUCUGGAAAGACAUCGGCAUGGAAAGAAGGCGAUGCCGUAAUCCCUACAGAGGAGCCAUUUGGCGAAAUUAAAGAUGGAAGAAAAGUGAAAAGAUUCACUUUUACCAACAAUAACAAUAUCACGGUACGCAUCAUCAGCUAUGGAGCAACAAUUACCGAUAUCCUGAUGCCGGAUAAAAACGGAGCAAUUCUUGACAUCAGUUUGGGAUUUAACACUGCUGCUGAAUAUGAAGAUAGACACACCUACAUUGGGGCUUCUCUCGGUCGGAUAACAGAACGCCUGAAAGGCGCUAGUUUCACCAUAGACGGAGUGGAGUACAAUGUCUCGGCCAACGAAGGACAAAACCAAGUCCAUGGGGGCUUCUAUGGCUUCGAUUCUAAAUUAUUUGACGCAAAGAUAAAGGGGAACAAAGUGGAAAUGACGUACGUGAGCCCGGAUGGGGAAGAAGGGUUUCCGGGAGAGCUGACCUCCGUCUUUUCAUUUCAACUGACAAAUGAAAACGAACUAAUUCUAGAUUACAGAGCGACAACAACAAAAGCGACCCCUAUCAACCUUUCUAACCACGUCUACUUCAAUCUGGAGGGUCAUAAAGCUGGCAAAAAUGGUGACCAUCUGUUAUCAGUUUUUUCUGAUACAUAUGUUCCAAUUGAUGAAGCUUUUCUUCCAAAGGGGGAUGGCGAAUUGGCAACAGUCAACGGAACUAUUUUUGAUUUGCAAAAUCCAACACUUGUGAGGAAAGUUAUCAAUGACAUCAUAGUUUCUUGCUAUUCUUUUGGAGAUCGAGGAACUAGGAAACAUGUUGCAAGACUUGAAAAUCCUACAAAUGGUCGUUACAUUGAUGUUUUCACAACAGAACCCGGAUUAGAUGUGUAUUUCUCAUCCCAUAUGAAGCCCAAAUUGUAUGGGAAAGAUGGAGCGAUGUACGGUCCUUUUGAGGACGGCGGGGUCUGUCUAAUUCCAAUGCAGCUUCCAAGCGGGGUUAAUAUGCCUAAUUUUCCGGAUACCAUUCUACGACCUGAAGAGAUUUAUACUCAGAGAACAAUUUAUAAAUUUGGGGUGAAAUGAUUGUUUUUUAGAAGAAUGAACCAUACUCAUCGUUAAAUAUCAUUUCUCUACUUAUCAAACGAAUAUAUAUUGUGAAAUUUAAGUCAACAGUAUUAUUUGUAGUGUACACUGAUUGUUCUAUAACCAACUAUAGAUACAAGUAUCAAAUGAUUUGAAAAUCCCCUUUCAUAUGUAGAAUCUUUUCCAACUUUACAAACGUUUCUACAACGCUUUUUUGGUGAGCUAAAAUGAAAUACAAUGGUGGGAAUAUGUUAGACUUUCUCAAGUCUUUAUGUUGUUUUUUUUUAGUGUUUCUAUAUAUAUGUUGAAAAUUUUAUUGUGAUUCAGAAAUUUCAAUUUCUGCUCUUUUCCAUUUAUUUAUUCAUAUAUAAAAUUAUGUUAUCAAAACAUCUAUGUUUGGAAUUAUUCAAAUAUAUUACAGAUCAUUAUUUUUUUUAACGUAGAGACUCGAGGAAGACUAGGUACAUGUAGAUGUGUCAGAAAUGCUUAUUUCAUCACACUUAAAAUUACUAGUAAUUGUGCAUUAAAAUGCAACCUCAUAUGUUCAAAUCUUAAACAUUACAUGGGUUAAUUAUCUUUGGUCAUUUGUUUAAUUCUGUUUAGUCUUGGUCAUAUUUUGUCAGAAAAUUAAUAAAUAACCAAACUUGGCACAAAGCAUCUUGAGGGACAUAAUUUCUAAAUAUUUUUUCAAUUAAUAAUAAACAACUUGGGCUGGGUUUCACAAAACUAUUGUAAGAUUUGUUAUGAGACAUAUCUUAAGAUUUUAAUAGAUCUGACUUAUGACAAUCAUAAGAUAUAUCAGUUCCGUUUUACAAAACUAUCUCAAGUGUUAGAAAUCUUAGAGAUCAUAGAAUUUUAAGAUAGUUCUUACGACAAACUUCAUUCUUGAAUAAACUAAAAAAAUGUUGUUUUUUAUACCAAAAAUAUUGUAUUUACGUGGAGGCUGUUUUCAUUUUGCAUAUAUUUUAAACAUUA
Messenger RNA from Magallana angulata, 2327 nucleotides. Its product is annotated as galactose mutarotase-like. NCBI's taxonomy places the organism in Eukaryota, Metazoa, Mollusca, Bivalvia, Ostreida, Ostreidae. Bases 153 to 1352 code for a protein of 399 amino acids. The transcript is spliced from 12 exons. Gene Ontology annotation, molecular function: carbohydrate binding; aldose 1-epimerase activity. Gene Ontology annotation, biological process: beta-D-galactose catabolic process via UDP-galactose, Leloir pathway; glucose metabolic process. The record is from RefSeq and is a predicted model, not a curated record.